AUGAAAAAUAAUGCCCUGCCGUCAUUUCGGCAACGUGGGCUUUCUCUCUCGAGCCUCAACGUACCACGACGAUACCAUCUCCCCAUCAUCUUAUUACGAACAUUAUGUUUUAUACCGUCGGUGCUGGGCACCUUAUACAAUACACAGCAAGCAUGGGGCGUGCCAAUACGAGAUUCUGGUGGCGCUAUAACAUUAAAAAGCACAGAGAGUGAUUACUGGGUUGCUAGUAUAUGGUGCGUACUAGCUGGUUAUUGGAGUUGGAUCUUGACGACGAGCAUGAUGAGACGAUGGUUAUAUCAUUACGAAAUCAGCAAUGCCAUUGUACGAUUAUUAACACUGACGUUCGUCAACUGGUCGAUUUCAGCGUUCGUGUGUUCGAAAAUCGAAUCGGAUCGGCCCAUUCGGAUCUGGAUGACGAUUUGCCUGAUACUUUUAAUAUCGAACGUGCUCAAACUUUGUUUUGGCACUAGCCCAAAAUAUCAUCAAAAAACGGAGGAUGUGCUACAGAGCCCUGUACGGAUCAAUCUUAAAUCGACAGCUGUCAAAGUGUUGGUGCUGCCAUUAACCGUCGUUACAUUUUUGACCACGUUUGUCGCCUUGCAGCAACUGGACGGACUUCAAUACACGACAAGCCAACUCAUGAUGCAUCAACCUUUUGGAUUAAAUCAUAAUGAUUUGUCUAUUGCAACAACAACAACGGCAGCGAUAUCGUCGUCAACCAUGCUCAUCUUGAUCAUAUCAUCUUGGUCACCCGAGGCAUUUGAACGACGGCAAAUGCUGCGCAAAACGGAUCUUAAGUUGGCAAUGGAUAGCAAUAAUAAUAAUAACAAUGUCGCGUACCGGUUUGUCAUUGGACAACCACCGUCAGCACGGUCGCAGAUGCUUAUGGGCCCACGGAUUGAAAACGAGUCGGAAACGUAUCGUGAUAUGUUGUUAGUGCCUGCAUCAGAUUUGCACACUGACAAGAGCCGAAAGGUGUUUGAGGCAUUCCGGUGGUCACUGAAAUUCAAGUAUGAUUACCUGGUCAAGUCGGAUGAUGAUGUGUUUGUUCGUUGGGAUACGGUAAAGAACGAAUUGCGUGCGCUUGGUCGACAGUCCGCAUAUUGGAAGGGAUUGGUAUACAGAAACAUGGCGCCAGAUGCUUUGGGUGUGGACAAGACCAUCAAUGCGGAUUAUCCCUUGCCUAUUUUACCCUCAUACACCUCAGGAACAAUGUACAUACUCUCUCAAGAUGUUGUCAAUCUUAUUGUGGGGAUCGACUCGCCGCAACGAUUUGUAUCAGCUGAAGAAAGAAAUCUUGGUAUUUGGUUAUUCGGCUACAACAUCAAUCCUAUCCACGAUUACCGAGUGCAGGAUGGCAGUGCUUGCGAGCAAAAUCAAAUUGCCAAACGGUUCAAAAACAAAAAACUGGGCGAAAUGCAGACCAUGUAUGACAACAUCAUCAAUGGACGUGAGCAAUGCACGAGUCUGGACACCAGCACUUGUGGUCUGUGCUAUCCAUGUCGCGACAAAAAGGACGAUUGGCGGGCUUCGAGCUUAUCAUGCGAUCAGUUCAAAGGUGUCACUGACCGUCAUUCAUCCCCCUAUCUCAAGGUGUCUGGGCCUGAUGUCAAGGAUACACUAGCACCUUCGGUGGUAGGUGAAAACGAUGAUUGGAUUAUUGACGGUCUGCUUUCGCAACGUACAUCAAAAUUCUCGGAGACAGAUGAUUGGCAUUUACUGUACUGGGUGUGUUGGACGAGCGAUCCAUCAACGUUUACGGAUCGACACUGGCGUGCUUUAGAAUUGGUGUGGGUACAUGAACCCCGUGCGGUCAUUUUCAUGAUUUCCAACACGCUGCCCAAGGACUUUUUCCAAGACUACACCCAUCACGGCUAUGAGAUCCACGUGGUUCACUUUAACAAGGAAAAUCUGUUGAACUGGCACUGGUACUUUGGACCAGGCACAUUGGACUGGUUGCGCGAUUGGGAUAAAUGGGAAAACGGCAAGUUCUUUUACUGGCACUUGACGGAUUAUAUUCGCUGUCUUUUAUUGUACAACUAUGGUGGCACCUACAUGGAUAUGGAUGCGUUGUGGAUCCGCGUUCCACCAGACCACAAUCUCGAGUUUAUCGGCUCCGAUUAUUCAAGCCUGAUCAGCGACCGCGAAUGGACAUUGGACGACGAAGGUCUGUAUCUGCCACAAGGAUUAAUGCGCUUCAAGCGUGGUUGGGCUCUUUUCCGCGAAAUGUGCGAGUCUGCAUUCUCUUCUUACUCGUACGACCCUGAAUGUUUCAAUUGCCACGGUCCCAAGGCUAUCACAUCUUACGUUCGCGAGCAUCGCGCUGCACUAGAACUGGCUGGCUUCACCAUCUUGCCACGCGAAGUUUUGUAUCCGGCCAGCUACUUGGAAAUCCAUCGAUAUUUGCUUGCCAAUCCGCUCGCUGAGCAAGAACUCAAGACCAAGAUUGUCGUCAACAGCUGGAACAUCCAUUUGUUUGGCAAAAUGACAAACCAUCUACCUAUUGAAAAGGGUAGCUUGGUUGACCUGGUACUUCGCCGCUUUGAUCUGGACAUUCCACACCGUGAUACGGCAACAAACAAUGCUGUCAUCAGUUCAACAGGUGCAUGGACUGUCCCUAUGCGACUUGUUGGACCUCGAAACUACAUUUACCGAUACAUGUCGCCAUUCACUCAUAUUCCCCAAGAAUCCACCGACUCCCGUCGUCGCGCAUUGCAACAACCUGCGGCAGGACGAUUCCAAGGCCUUGAUCGAAUCUAUGUACGUGGUGGACCGUCGGUUAUAGACAAGGUACAAGUGACACUCGAGGUGGCGUUUGGUAAACUCAAAAUCGGUGUACCAGCAUCGCCGGAUUUCAUCAAGGAUACAAUCGAACUGAAGGAUGCAAGUCAAAAAGAUAUCAACGUAAUACUCAACAGCCUGGUCUAUUCGCCAAGUCCAUUAUUAGCAGCAAAUGGCGGACGAGACCGGAUGAGUGUUUUGGUCGAGUACAGUGAUGGUGAACGUGAUGAGGUUUUAGUGGAUGUCAUUGUAGUAGAAUCAGAGGAAGAUGGGGAAAUAUAG
This is a messenger RNA of Zychaea mexicana, 3063 nucleotides long. Its product is annotated as galactosyltransferase-domain-containing protein. Bases 1 to 3063 code for a protein of 1020 amino acids. Gene Ontology annotation, molecular function: hexosyltransferase activity. Gene Ontology annotation, cellular component: endoplasmic reticulum membrane. The transcript has 3 exons. Gene Ontology annotation, biological process: cellular response to oxidative stress. The record is from RefSeq and is a predicted model, not a curated record. NCBI's taxonomy places the organism in Eukaryota, Fungi, Mucoromycota, Mucoromycetes, Mucorales, Lichtheimiaceae.